AUGGCGGCGGAUUUGGUGGAAGCCGUUGAGGCAUGUUCGGAGUAGACGCGUUAGGAAUUCAAGAUAAAGUUUUACAAAAUUUCACACGUAACAAUUAAAAGUCUACAUGCAAAAACUACACCGAAAUAACUGACAUCAUUGCAAUCAGUGGGCAAUGAUGUGGUCCAGAGUGUGAGUGAAGAAGUCACUGAGAUGUUCCCGGGAAAGAGAGUGACAGAUCCAGUUCCCAUAGUAACCAGACAGCAUGGCGGGGCUCAGCCGAAAGAUUUAAACUGGGCAUGGGAUACUAUUGGGAAAGUUCGUUCGGAGAUUCGCCUUCCUUUUCAGAAUGGAGCACCGUCUGGACGACCCUGACCGUCAUCUUCCACCACCGACUGACCUUCGGCCUGCAGUAGACUUGGGACGUGAGCUGGACCAGACGUACACUGUGCGGGACCAAGUAGCAGCAGCUGCAGCAGCAAAGGCUAGCUGUGACAGGUAUGACUACUCCGCCUAUCAGCGAAGUAAAACAGCGCCCUCUGGUGGUCAUCGCAAGGUCAGCAGAAUAGAUGAGAAGUAUCAUGAGGAAGGUGACCCUCAAGGACGAGUAGGAUCACGGAAAACAGACAGGGAGUCUCGUUCUCGAGCACGGGAUGGAUACCGACAGGAUUACUAUGGCAGCCGUGAUGUAAGGAUGGGUAGCCCAAAGCGAGUUGACUUCUCGCAUAACCUUCACCUUCGUGAAGUGAACACAGAUGGGACAUAUCUGGAUAGUGUUGCCCACCAGGAGUCUUCCACAGCAUCGUCCGCUCAGUCCCUCGACGUCCAGUCCACGCUCACGGACAGUCGUGCCAUCCGGGAGACAGAGCUUCGCUUCUUGAACGAUCACAUUCCAUCAUCACGGACUUACCAGGAUGUGAGAUGGGAUGGGACACGUUUGUCACGUGUCAAUGUUCAAGUUCCGACGGGUACCAUGAGAAAUGGAAGGACUAGAACCGAAAAUCUUCCAAAUAAUUUCGCUAGCGAACAUAGUGAUGGUGGCUUAGAUAGGCGAAGAGAGGACUCUGGGAAGCAGAAACGGGUGAAGAAAUCACUGAAGGACUUACCUGACAAUAAUGAAUUGUUUGAGAAAAUACGAGAGAAGAUACGCCAGCAGCGCCUUACAGCAUCAUCUUCAGAUACCAGUCAAGACAGCAUAGUUGCAGCAUCUGGAGGAUCGUCCGAGACAUCAGACAACCCUCAACAUGUCCUCCACGGCAUCAGCGAUGCUGUCCACACCACUGCUGUAGGAGACGGCGUGGGAGACAUAUGGAUACCAGUCAAGACAGCAUAG
This is a messenger RNA of Haliotis rubra (blacklip abalone), 1312 nucleotides long. RefSeq lists its product as uncharacterized. Bases 329 to 1312 code for a protein of 327 amino acids. The transcript is spliced from 9 exons. Lineage: Eukaryota; Metazoa; Mollusca; Gastropoda; Lepetellida; Haliotidae. The record is from RefSeq and is a predicted model, not a curated record.